AAAAAGUGGGUGGUGGUAGGUGACUUUUGGGGUUUUUGAAAGGCUAAUUUUUGAGUCCAAACAUUCUCCCAAUGGUCAUGUCUUUUCCAGUUAAUCUUGCGACCCUGUGAUGUCAUCACUCAUAACUAGUGUAUAGUAUUAGGGAGAGAUUAGAGAGGGAUUUCUGAGUUUGAGUUUUGAGAUGAACAGUCAAAUGCUCCAAAUGUCAUCUGGAAUUGUUUGCGGCGGUAGUACCAGAUUUAUGGUACCAUUAUCAUUACCCACGGCUUUUAACAGCUUCGUCAUUACACAGAACAAGAAGAACAAGGGUUUGGUCUUCGAUUAUUGGGGUCUUAGUAGUAGGAGUGGUAUUAAACGAAGAAGAAAUGUGAUUAUUAAGGCAUCGAGCGACGUCGUUUCACCAUCUAUCUGGGAGAAUUGGAAACCUCCCAAAUCUACUUCCACUCCUUCCUUCAGCGAUAUUCUAUGGCCUUCUGCAGGGGCAUUUGUAGCAGUGGCCGUAUUGGGAAAACUGGAUCAGCUAUUGACACCAAAAGGACUCUCAAUCACAGUUGCACCAUUAGGAGCAGUUUCUGCACUCUUAUUUGCCUCACCUUCAGCCCCUUCUGCACGGAAGUACAGUAUGUUGAUGGCUCAAAUAGGUUGUGCAGCCAUAGGUGUUCUGGCAUUUACAAUAUUUGGACCUGGAUUGCUUGCCAAGAGUGCUAGUGUUGCAGCUUGUGUUGCCUACAUGAUUUACACCGACUCGGUUCAUCCCCCAGCCGUAAGCAUGCCGUUGCUUUUCAUUGAUGGUGUUAAGUUGCAACCCUUGAGUUUCUGGUAUGUUUUGUAUCCUGGGGCAGCUGGAUGCAUUCUACUCUGUUUGAUUCAAGAGCUGGUUCUAUACAUGAAGAAAAAUUUCAAGUUCUGACCCUGCUGUGCUUUGCAUAACCGUGAGUGAUUACUACAUCUCCCCGUUGGUAGCCAGGGACCAUUGUUCUGCUAUACGUUCCAAAUUCCGAUUUGAUUUAAUCGAGGUCUCAGGAGAGCAUUCUUAGAUCAAUAUUCAGAACUGUAAGUAGUGAGCAUUCUCCAACUAAAAAUAAACAUUGUUCUAGAUGUCUCUUCUAGAAGCAAGGCUCUAAUGAAAAUUAUGUGGAUGGUUCAAAUUUGCAGUAUGCAAGUUGGAAUGUUGUACAUUUGAAUGAGUUCAUUGUGUGUACUGGGUCUUGUCUGAUAAUUAUUUGACAGUAAAACUUUUAAUUCUAAAAUUGCUUAUGAA
Molecule: messenger RNA, 1261 nt
Organism: Vicia villosa (hairy vetch)
Lineage: Eukaryota; Viridiplantae; Streptophyta; Magnoliopsida; Fabales; Fabaceae
Exons: 5
Coding region: 182-910 (242 amino acids)
Source: RefSeq, a predicted model, not a curated record